UGUGAAACCGGAAAUUUUAUUAACAUCCUACUUGAUUAAUCAUUUAGUUUUAUCAUAAUAAAAUACUAUAUAAAGCGCAGAUCAUAUAGUUACAUGUAUCAGUUCUCACUUUUCUUUUUCUUUUAGAAUCUGUAUUUAGUUACUGUUUGCUUACAAUGAAAAGCGGUACUUGUUUCCAUUUUGGAUUUUUUUCAGUCAUUUUAGUUACAUGUGUUGUCACGGGAACUGGCGUGGUGAUAGACUGCUAUAGUACAACGGUAAAUAACUACACCGGCCACCAGCAGACGACAAAGAACGGAACACCGUGCAUAAGAUGGGAUUCUUUGGAUGAUUAUGACUUCAUAAAUAAACAAUUCAACGACGUUACAGUAUCAGAUGCAGCCAAUUUUUGUCGUGCUGUAGGAAAGGAUUUUCUGUGGUGCUUGACGUCAAACAGCGGCAGUUGGGAUAAGUGUGGAAUUGAAAAAUGUGAUAACAACGGUAUACGCAAAUGUGGAAAUCUGAAAAUUGAGCAACCAGCUUUAGUAGGAAGAAACGUAACGUUUACUUUUACCCCGGACUCACAUGAUCCAGAUGCAAUUCUGGAAUGGCAACGUGCAACUGAAGCUAAACGAUAUUCAUGGUACACUCGUCCUUUAACACACAAGUUCAUACAGUACAAUCAAAAUGGAAUAUACUACAUGGUCUUAACAAACAGUGUACCUAAAGGUGAUGAACUCUAUUACCGGAUACAUUAUUACAACGAAAGCAUGCAUUGUUGGAUGGAAGCAGGGAAACUUGAACUUGAUGACAACGAUGUCGAGGAAACGGAGAAUAUUUUACAUUCUUUGGAAGAAAAGCAGAAGAUUAUCAACGAUCUUCAUGACCAAAUUUUAGAUGUACUUUCGACGGAUAAUGAAGGCGAGAUAGAGGAGGAGGUGAUCACACAGCACGAUUAUAGUUACCUUAUACAGUCAACUAUUAACAAGAUCAAGAAGAAUUAA
Molecule: messenger RNA, 983 nt
Organism: Ruditapes philippinarum (Manila clam)
Lineage: Eukaryota; Metazoa; Mollusca; Bivalvia; Venerida; Veneridae
Exons: 4
Coding region: 156-983 (275 amino acids)
Source: RefSeq, a predicted model, not a curated record